Molecule: messenger RNA, 2056 nt
Organism: Westerdykella ornata
Lineage: Eukaryota; Fungi; Ascomycota; Dothideomycetes; Pleosporales; Sporormiaceae
Exons: 2
Coding region: 148-1953 (601 amino acids)
Source: RefSeq, a predicted model, not a curated record
CGCGAACAGGAAGAGUCGAUCGGCGUGUGUCUGGCAUCUGAAGGCUGUUGAGAUCACAUCGGCACGAACAAUUGCUGACCGCUUACCAGCUCCCUCACAUACGUGUCUGUCAGAAAGAAAAAAAACGUUUGACUACUCGAUAUCAAGAUGGCUACCACAAUCCCCGUGCAGAAUGAGACGACGAGCUCCUCCUCUCGCAUCACCCAAAAGGGCCGCAAGAUCACCUAUAACCUCCAGGUAAUCCAACAGCCCAUGCGCGCUAGAGCAUGCGGCUCGGGCGCCAAAUCCUCGGCCGAUAGGCGUCCCGUCGAUCCUCCCCCUAUUGUCGAAUUGCGUGUUUUCGAAGGAGAAGGCCCGAACAAGACUGAGAUCACCUUCGCCUAUCAUGCCAACUUCUUCCUCUUCGCCACUCUCGAGAAUGCUCGUGCCAUUGCGCCAGGUCGCGCUCCCCCGGCGACGCCCAGCUUCCCCGUUUUGACUGGCACUCCAGUUGCCGGCAUGGCCUAUCUUGACCGCCCAUCUCCGGCUGGUUACUUCAUCUUCCCCGAUUUGUCUGUUCGUCAUGAGGGGCAGUACCGCCUCAGCUUUGCCUUGUACGAGGAGCUGAAGGAAAAGGAUGACAUGGAUCCUCCUGAUCACACUGCCAUCCACCUCCAGAACGGCAUCGAAGCCCAUGUCACUCACCGCUCCGAGGUCAAGUCGUCUCCCUUCAUUGUCUACUCGGCCAAGAAGUUCCCCGGCUUGACCGAGAGCACCGCUCUCAGCCGCAUGGUCGCUGAGCAAGGUUGCCGUGUCCGUAUCCGUCGUGAUGUCCGCAUGAGGCGCCGCGAGAACAAGUCCUCUCGUGAGUAUGAUGAAUAUGAAGAAGAGUCCGGUUACGAUGCAGCUAGGCGCACAGCUACUCCUGAUACCUACGGACAGCAACCCGGAAUGCCGGCUCCAAGCCCUGCAGUCGAUGGAAAUGAUCGUCCUCGCUCCGUGUCCAACGCCAGCAAUACGUCCUUUGCUCCGCCUCGUCGCCCUAGCAUGGACGAUAUGGCUCAAGGAUACCAGGCCAACAACACGUACCAGCAGCCCAUGGCGCCACCGCAGAGCACCGGGAGUUACCAGAUGUCUCAUUAUGCUACUAACCAGAGCUCGUACCAGAAUCAGUAUGCGCCGCCUUCUCAUGCAGCCGCUCCGUUGAUGCAGCCCCCUCCGGCCCCUUACUCGCACCAGCCAGCCCAAUCGCACAGCUCGUACCAGCCCCAGAGCGGAAUGAACAUGGGACAGUCGUAUGGAUACAUGCCGAACCAGAGCUAUCAGCAGCCUCAGUAUGAGCAGCCCCCUCCAGUGCGCCAGGAGGAAUACGCUCAGCCCAUGAAUGACUAUCGCCGACCUUCAGUCCCUCAGAGCACCCAGCAGUAUGCAAGCAAUAACCACAUGAUGGCUCCAUAUGGCUCCAUGGAUCAGUACAAUCGCCCUCAGCAACUUAGCCAGCCGCUGCAGAGUCCAGGUCACAAUGCCCCAGCAACCACCUCCGGUCCCAUGCAUGGAAACGCGCUAGCUCCUCUGAGGACUCUGCAGCCUCCUGCCCCUCUGAACAAGCUCGAACCAGCCUCGCCCGCCUACCAGUCGCCUCCACACUCGCUCUCUGCCCCAAUGUCCGCCACUUCGGAGGCUCCUCAGAACCACGGAUAUCUCGACAACCGCCAGACUCUCCCCAAGUUCGUUCCUCAGGCACAAACCACGUCUAUCCUCGGUCAGAAACGUCCCUUCUCCAGCACCUUCGAUACCAGCCACAUGACUGAACGCCUCCAACAAGGCGCCAGGCCUAACCCUUCUGGAGCCGGCUACAACUACGAAGGUUACGAUGAUGGCGACAUGGAAGAGCCCAUGGACCGCACUGCUAUGAGUUAUCGUCGCGCGGAUGGGACUCAGCGCCAGCGACGGGUUCCUGAGCUGGGUUCCUAGAGUCUUGAUCCGUCUGCAUACUGGAUAGAUGGAUGGCUUCUGCGCCGGUUAUCUGGUUACGUAUUUUCUUUGGGCAUGGAUCUUCGGUCACGGCAAACUCGGC